Molecule: messenger RNA, 1591 nt
Organism: Vespula pensylvanica (western yellowjacket)
Lineage: Eukaryota; Metazoa; Arthropoda; Insecta; Hymenoptera; Vespidae
Gene: Dpck
Product: dephospho-CoA kinase
Exons: 3
Coding region: 129-836 (235 amino acids)
Biological process (GO): coenzyme A biosynthetic process
Molecular function (GO): dephospho-CoA kinase activity; ATP binding
Source: RefSeq, a predicted model, not a curated record
UUCUUACAAGCUUCACUUGUACGAAGUAGUUCAAGCUUUUCAGUAUCCAUGUCUAGUUUAAUGACGAUGUUGACGUGACGAAAUUCUGAAAAUAUUAUAGACUUCUUCUGAUCUAAAUUAUCUUUAUAAUGUUCCUAGUAGGCUUAACAGGUGGAAUAGCCACUGGAAAAAGUGCAGUGGCUGGUGUAUUUCGUGAACAUGGUAUACCCGUCAUUGAUGCCGAUGCGAUUGCCCGUAAAGUCGUGGAACCAGGAAAACCAGCUUGGUAUAAAAUAAAAAUGGAAUUUGGUUCUGAUAUACUUCUUAGUACAAAACAACUUGACAGAGCCAAACUAGGCGAUAUAAUUUUUAACGACGUUGAAAAAAGAAAAAAGUUAAAUGCUAUUACGCAUCCGGACAUAUAUAGAGAAAUAUAUUGGCAAACAUUUAAAUAUUUUAUACAGGGCUAUCCAUUUAUAGUUUUGGAAUUACCAUUACUCUUUGAAUCAGGACAUAUGUUGAAUUAUUUGCAUAAAAUUAUUGUUGUAACUUGCGAAGAAGAUCUACAAUUGCAAAGAUUAAUGGAACGUACGGGAUUUACAGAGUCUAAGGCAAAAUUAAGAAUAGAAGCACAAAUGUCUUUAGAAAAGAAAGCGGAUAUGGCAAACUUUGUAAUAGAAAAUUCGGGAACCGAACGUGAUACUAGAGAACAAACUAUUAAAGUAAUUAACGUGUUAAAAUGUUCGAAGUAUCAUUGGAAAUUACGUUUCAUAGUCGGUUUUUGUUGCACUGUUCUCUUAGCUGGUGCAUAUUGGUUAAGAAACAGAUCGUUUAAAUCGUUGUCAGCAACAGCAUAAAAAUAACGAUUAUAACAAAAGUUACAGCACGAAUUCUGAUAAGGAUGAGGAAUGUAUUAAGCCAAAUAUGUUAAUUUAAUCUUCCUAUUUUUAAAAGAAAUCCAAUAACUGCAUACAUAUAUGCAUUCAACACACUGCUAUUAAAUCACUGCUAUCUUCUUUUAUAUGUAUAUACAUAUAUAUAUAUUAGAGUAAAAAACGAAAUAUAUCGAAUCAUCGGUAAUUAAACAUACGUACUGAAAAAUGCAAGACAGUAUUCUUUGCAAUGAACGAUUACAGUACUGUACAUAUCAAAGAUUUAAGAAACCAAAAAUAAUGUUAUGUGUAUAAAUAGUAAUAUUACAAAUUACAAGCAACUUCCAUUUUGUAUACAAUUAAAAAUCCCAGAAACACAAGAAAAGUUAUACGAUUAUUACAGCAGAAGGAAUAUGUAGAAUGAAAAGUAACUUUGUAACAUUGUGUAUUAUGGCAUAACGCAUUUUUUAAAUAUCUUUUUGUUUUUAUCUGAAACAAAAAUUAUUAAUACUUUGGUUUUUACCAAAUAUAUCUUGUAGUAUAAUAUAUAUAUAUAUUUUUUAUCGACUAUUUUACGUAUUAAGAUUAUUAUUCUUUAUAUUUAAUUACUUAAUUGCAUUUAUGCUAUAUAAGCUGAAGUUAAAAUAUACUAUUAGAUUGUACUCAUAUCAAUGGAAGAAAAAAAAAAUGUAAUAUGUGGUGAUACGUUUAAUAAAAAUUCGGGAUUUUUGACAACAUAA